Molecule: messenger RNA, 1326 nt
Organism: Arachis duranensis
Lineage: Eukaryota; Viridiplantae; Streptophyta; Magnoliopsida; Fabales; Fabaceae
Exons: 2
Coding region: 1-1326 (441 amino acids)
Molecular function (GO): zinc ion binding; nucleic acid binding
Source: RefSeq, a predicted model, not a curated record
AUGUCUGUGGCUGAGUAUACCAACAAGUUCGAAGAGCUUUGUAGGUUUUUUCGGGUGUGUCAGGGUGACCCAGAGACUUACGAGAGCUGGAGAUGCAUUAAGUACCAAAGGGGUUUGAAGGAUAACAUUAUGACUGCUGUGGCUCCUUUGGAGAUCCGUGUCUUCUCUGACUUAGUGAACAAGGCUAGAAUAGUGGAAGAAUAUGCCAAGACUGUGGCGGCAUCCAAGGACACUCAUGGAGGGAGCUCUAGUUGGGGGCAUGGCAAGUACUUUCAUCCGAGAGGACAAAGCUUCAAGAGAGGAGGAUAUACGCCUCAAAGCCAAGGGGGCUUCGGAAAGAAUAAUCAGAAUCAAUUUCAGUAUGCUAAGGGAAGAGGAAAUCAGUGUAAGAAUUCUCCGGAUUUGAGUUGUGUACGUUGUGGGCAUUUCCAUCCUUAUGACUCAUGCAAAAUUGGUUUAGGUGGUUGUUUCAAUUGUGGGUUUCCUGGCCACAUUGCGAGGGAUUGCACUUGUGGGAGGAACCAAAAUGUGGGCCAAAGUCAGCAUCAAGGUCGAGUCUUUGCUGUGAAUGCCAAGGAUGCUUCCAAGGCGGAUCCGUUGAUGAGAGGUAUAUGUCUAAUUGGUGAUAAGUCCUUAGAUGCAUUAUAUGAUACUAGAGCUUCACAUUCAUUUAUUUCGUUUGCUAAAGUUGAGGAGUUAGGCUUGAAAGUGUCAGAGUUACCUUUUGAUCUGCAUGUGCAUACUCUGCAUCAAAUAAUUAUGACUAGGUCAGGUUGUAGACAAUUUAUGCCGGAAGGAGAGAAUGGAUCAGUGGUAGCCACGGGGUAUUACUUGAACUCUGUAAUGGUGCAUUGUAGUGGGGAGGAAUGUCAGGGUUAUAUUCUGUUGGCUGCUAAUGCGUUGGGUGAUGCCCAGAACUUAGAUCAGAUUUCGGUGGUUAGAGAUUUUCCAGAAGUGUUCCCGAAAGAUAUCCCUGAGUUCCCACCUCAAAGGGAAAUUGAAUUUGCAAUUGAAUUGGUGUCGGGACCAGGACCAGUGUCGAUUGCACUAUAUAGAAUGGCUCCGAUAGAACUCGUCGAAUUAAAGACUCAGUUGGAAGAACUUCUGAAUAAGAGGUUCAUUCGACCGAGUGUAUCACCAUGGGGAGCGCCAGUUUUAUUGGUGAAGAAGAAAGAUGGAGGAAUGCAUUUGUGCGUGUAUUACCGACAGUUGAACAAGGUGACUGUGAAGAAUAAGUACCCGCUGCCAAGGAUAGAUGACUUGAUGGACCAUUUGCAAGGAACUAGAGUGUUUUCCAAGAUUGAUUUGAGAUCCAGUUACCAUUAG